This is a messenger RNA of Rangifer tarandus platyrhynchus (Svalbard reindeer), 375 nucleotides long. The record is from the annotation of a GenBank genome assembly. NCBI's taxonomy places the organism in Eukaryota, Metazoa, Chordata, Mammalia, Artiodactyla, Cervidae.
AUGCGCCAGGAGUCGGACCCCGGGGAGGCGGAGGGUGGGGGAGGGGAGCGCGCGUGGCUGGGAUCCCUGCGCGCGGUGAAGCGGCGGCCGGCCAUUGUGAGGCGGAGGCCGGGCUGUGCGACUGGCUUCGCGGCUGGGCUGGCGCCGGGGGCGGAGGUCGGGCGGGGGCAGCGGCGGGGGCUAGGGUGGGGGUGGGGACAGGUUCCCGCUUUUCCAGCUAGAACCGAGCCGCGAGACGCGGGGCCGCAGGGGCCCAGGAGGCGUGGCGGAGUCUCCGGCUUCGGGCUGUCAGAAGAACAUCACAGACGGUCAACUGGGGCCAGUGCGUUUGACCCCCACGAAAGAACGCUGGCUUUGAAGACGCGAAACCCUUAA